GCAAGGCUGUGAUGGAGGCGGGGCAACAGGUUUGGUCUCAACUUCCUCUAUGGAGUCACACCCCCCUGUAGUGGGGCAGAAUCCCCAGGACCUGACCUACAGGGCCAUCCCUCUGCCAUUACAGCAUUCUUGAGGCCAGCUAGCAACUAUGGGAAAUUGGCUGGGUGGCCAGUCAUCUGCCGGGCCAUCUGGGGGGUCACUUGGGGAGCCAUCAGCGGGACCACCCUGGAGGUCAUCCGAUGGGUUAUCCGGCGGGUGGCCUGACUUGCCCGCAGUGCCAGCACACAAGCUAAAAGACUUUAUCCACGCAAAACUCAAACCCAGUGAAGAAUGCCUGAAACUGAUAGACCAGGACGUGGAUGCCAUCUCUGACUUCCUGCGGAGCAGUGAGCUCCCUGUGCGGGGAGUGGCUACGGGUGGCUCCUAUGGCCGGGAAACAGUCCUAAGAGGCUACUCAGAUGGCACCCUUGUUCUCUUCAUGGGUAACUUCCGUAGCUUUCGGGAUCAGAAGGAAAACCAACGUGAACUCCUCAGUGUGAUUGAACAACGGCUGAAACACCACAAGAAAUACUCUACGUCAGUGAGCCUUGGGCACACCCUUGAAGUCCUCCUGUCCGUACAUGGGCAGGAGAUACUCUUGCAGGUCCUUCCAGCCUUUGAUCCUCUAUCUCCAGCUGACUCAGACCGCCAUCAGAGUCGAGCGUCCUGCUGCUCUCUGUCAGCAGGCUUUGGUGAGGACUCCAGCUCCCGGAUCUAUCGGGAUCUCAAAAGAUCCAUGGAUCAAGUAAGAGCAGCGCCCGGCGAGUUUGCAGCCUGCUUCACCACGUUGCAGCAGCGGUUCUUCCAGCGGUACCCCAGGAGAGUGAAGGAGCUGAUCCUGUUGGUCAAGCACUGGUAUCAGGAGUGCCAGGAGAAGUGGAUGACUUCCCCAUCUCGGCGGUUCUCCUACGCCCUGGAGUUGCUCACUGUGUAUGCCUGGGAACAGGGCUGCCAAGAUGAGGACUUUGACAUCGCAGAAGGUGUCAGGACCGUGCUGGGACUCAUCAAGCAGUCGUCAAAGCUGUGUGUCUACUGGAUAGUCAAUUACGGCUUCGAUGAUGUAACAGUUCGCAACACUCUUCUGUGCCAACUCAGGUCCCAAAGACCGGUCAUCUUGGACCCAACUGACCCAACCAAUAAUGUGGGCAAAGACAAUGGCUCCUGGCAGCUGCUGACAGAGGCGGCUCAGGCCUGGCUGUACUCUCCCAGCCUAAAUGAUAUGUCACCUGCACAAUGCUGGAAUGUUCUGCCCACAUCACUCUUCAUCACCCCAAGCCAUUUACUGGACACGUUCAUCAAAGACUUCCUCCAGCCCAAUGAAAAGUUCUUGGAGCAGAUCAGAAAAGCUGUUAACAUCAUCUGUGAAUUCCUCAAAAACAACUGCUUCAAGGACUCAAGCACCAAAGUGCUGAAGGCCGUCAAGGGAGGAUCCACUGCCAAAGGCACGGCUCUGAAGAAUGGAUCAGAUGCUGAUAUCGUAGUGUUUCUCAGCCCCCUGAAGAGUUACGACUCCCAAAACAAGGAGCGUGCAUCGUUUGUCCAGGAAAUCCAGAGGCAAUUAGAAGUCUUCCGAAAGACCCAGGAGCUGGAGGUGAAGUUUGAGAUUUCAAAGUGGAAGGCCCCCAGGGUGCUGAGCUUCACCUUGAAAUCCAGGAGUCUCAACGAAAGUGUCGACUUUGAUGUCCUGCCUGCCUAUGAUGCACUAGGUCAGCGGCAUCCUGGCUUCACCUCCAGACUCGAAGCCUACAAGGAUCUCAUUGCAUUAUGUAAAUCAUCAGGCGUCAAGGGUGGAGAGUUUUCCACGUGUUUUACAGAGCUACAGCGCGAGUUCAUUAAAUCCCGACCCACCAAACUGAAGAGUCUGAUUCGCCUGGUCAAGCACUGGUACAAACAGUGUGAAAGGAAAAUGAAGCCCAAAGCAUCCUUGCCCCCAAAGUACGCCCUGGAGCUACUCACCGUGUACGCCUGGGAGCAGGGCAGCGGCAUGAAUGAUUUCAACAUUGCUGAAGGCUUCCGGACGGUCCUGGACCUGGUCAUCAAAUACCAGCAGCUCUGCAUCUUCUGGACAGUCAACUACAACUUCAAAGAUGAGCCGAUAAGGACGUUCCUACUGACCCAGAUCCAGAAAAAGAGACCAGUAAUUCUGGAUCCAGCUGAUCCCACAGGCGACCUGGGAGGAGGUGACCGCUGGUGUUGGCAUCUUCUGGCUGAAGAAGCAAAUGAGUGGCUCUCCUCCCUCUGUUUUGAACUGCAAAGUGGAGACUCGUGGCAGAGAGUGCAGCCGUGGAAAGUGCCAGUAGUCCAGACCCCAGGAAGCUGUGGAGCUCAUAUCUACCCCACUGUGGGUAUCUGAGUUGGAGUCCAUCUCUGGGAUGAAAAUGCUAGCUAGAUGAAGCCUCUAGAAUCGACUGACCAUUGAUUUAAAGACUCAAGCCAUGUUACAGAAGGGAGCGGGUCCAGUCCUCCCUGGCUGGUCCCCACCUCUCUUCUGCAUUCCCAGACAACUCUGCUUGAAAUCAAGACUUCGGAUCUGCUCCCCCUCCCACCCUAGGGUCUCACAUUUUGGACACCCCUCUGUGCAAGUGACCUUCAGAGAUGCUUGCCCCCAAGCAGCGUGCUGUGUUCCCAUUCUAUAUGUUUUUCCCUGUUUCCUUCUCUCCAUGCCUCUCUUCAGCUCCAGACUCACCCUGUGUCACCAAGGUUGAGCCCCUCCCUUGCCCUUCAUUUCCAGCAGUCCCAGUUAGCUCUCAGUCUCUCACUGCCUCUUUGCUGAGCUCUUCCCUCCAUCCACAGGCCUUCCCUGCCUGUGUGGAAGCAGAGGUGUCCAGCCCAGCCGCCAGCCAACCCUCUCCCUCUACCCCUGCUGCUAAAACAACUUCUCUUGGGGAAAUGUAAACAACAUGUACCCCUCCUCCUAAGGUCCCCGGACAAACCAAGGUCUGAGGAACCAAAGAGUUCAUUGGUCUUACCUGCAGCAUGUGGGUGAGGGGUCGUGGGCAGGGCUGAAGUGACUCUAACUCUGCUGCACUGUAAUGUCCUCACCCACUGUGAAUGGUGGCUUCCCCAGGGCUGCCUAGAGGGCACCCUGUCCCCUCAUCUUUCCCCUCAUAUCCUCUAACCCCUCCCAGAGACCACGUGUAAAUAGGGCAGAGCAGCAUACAGCUGGUUGGAACUGGUUGCUGAAGUAAGAGUCCUUAACCUUCCCACACCCCUCUUCCAAGGGGGAAGACGUAUAGUCAGCAGGCCCAGUUGUGAUAUUCUAGGAUGAGCUGGCUCAGGUCGACUCCUGAAGAUGGCAGUAGUUUAUCUCGGAGGGUAGUUCUAUACAAAGCUUCACGCCAAGGGUGGUUGAUACCUCCUGCCUUAGCCUUGAGAGCUGCCCUUACAUUCUUGGCUGCCCAGUGCCCUCACCCCAGCAUUUCAACUAUAUUGGUGCAUAAGGGCUUAGCCCCAUGCAUCCUCACGCAAGGUUGUCCCUUCUCUCCAUGGCUCUGACAUGCUGCCGGUCCCUGUACCACUUCUCAUCAUAGAACCGCAGCACCUAGGGAGUUUACUGCUGUAGGACUCCUUUGUCAUCUCUGGAUGUAAGCUAUGAGGUGACUCAAGUUGGGCCCUGAGAGAGUUUCAAGGGAGGAGCUUGCCCAGGCAAGAACCCCAGGCAAGUGAUUAGAGGGCCAGAAUAUGAGACAUGGUCCCCUCUGCAGGGAAGGGGUAGCGCUAGAGUUCAAUCCUAUGACCAAUGAUGGGAUCAGGCACCCCUAAGUGUUGAGACCCCGUCAACAUCUCUGGAUAAAAAGGUUCUAGAAGUUGCCCCAUCAAUAAACAUCCCAUUGUAUCAAGAAGGGUAAUGUCAUGCCUCCGUGGGGACAGAUGCUUCUGGGUCUAUCAACUCCCUGGACUUCUACACUACAUAUCAUAUUUGGCUAUUCAUUUCUAUGCUUUAUAAUAAACAGUGAC
Messenger RNA from Microtus oregoni (creeping vole), 3996 nucleotides. RefSeq names its product 2'-5'-oligoadenylate synthetase 2 (gene Oas2). The transcript is spliced from 11 exons. Gene Ontology annotation, molecular function: 2'-5'-oligoadenylate synthetase activity; double-stranded RNA binding. The record is from RefSeq and is a predicted model, not a curated record. Bases 149 to 2392 code for a protein of 747 amino acids. Gene Ontology annotation, cellular component: nucleoplasm; membrane; cytosol. NCBI's taxonomy places the organism in Eukaryota, Metazoa, Chordata, Mammalia, Rodentia, Cricetidae. Gene Ontology annotation, biological process: negative regulation of viral genome replication; defense response to virus; regulation of ribonuclease activity.